Messenger RNA from Meleagris gallopavo (turkey), 2053 nucleotides. Lineage: Eukaryota; Metazoa; Chordata; Aves; Galliformes; Phasianidae. The record is from RefSeq and is a predicted model, not a curated record.
GAGGGAGAUGCUCGUGUUGCCCUUGCAGCAGUAGGUCGUAGCCAUGUGGUGAGGAAGCAACAAAUGGCUGUCGUUGUUUAUUUUCCUGACACUGAAAGUGGGUUGUGCUUAAAUUAAUGGCAAUUGCUACAUCAUUAAUGCUGGUGUAUAAUUAGAAGUGGGGAGCUGCGUCUGUGUUGCUGUAUGGCACCGAUGGGCUUGUGCCUCUGACAUCAGAUGUGCACCUUAUCACUGGGACGUGCAUGGAGGCAGCCUGCUGCUUUCAUGCCAAAUUGGGGUUUAUCCAUUGCAGAACAUGGGAGGGGUCCCAGCCCAGCCUGGCUCCCUUUGCUCCCUGCAGUUCUAACCAGCCAUCCUCCAUCUGAGAGGAUAGAGUGAAAAGGAGAGGUUUUGUUUUGAGUAGCAGCAGCUCUUGUGAUCUUUGGAGCUGUGUGAGCAUCCUGCGUGCUGCAUGCCUUCAGUUGUGCUCUCAGGUGCAGUGGUGCAGUGUGGAAUUAAAGCAUCCAGCUGUGCUAUGCAGCUUCUGCUGCCCUCACUCUCCUCUGCACCUGCUCCACUCCCUCUAAACCAGCUUUAUGCUGCUGAUAUUCCAGCCAAGGCCGCGCUGUGCUGGAGGAGGCUGGAUGGUCACUGUUGUCCUCAGCAGUUUGGACAGCUUGGAUCCACUCUUGGUCUAAAAGCUUUGCUGUCGAAGAGAUUCGGUGCCUGGGGAAUGCCUAUGGACAGUGCUAUGAAGCAGGCUGGUGGGAUUCUGGUUUCUUGCUCCUAUCUCAGGUUGGAAGGAGAGACUAAUUUAUACACAGCAUUCUUUUAAUCACCAAGUCAGGUGAAAUAAAUACAUAUACAGCGCCUGUGGGAGCCUUUAAUUCCUAAUGACAGACUGUUACAAUGCUGCUGGCAUACAUUUUAUUCCUAAAGUCUGUGGUCGCUCUUGUAAAUGAAGCACACACCUCUAUGGAGCAGAUUGAUGGAGGCACUGUGCUGUCCUGGCUGUUCUGAGCCUUCCUCACUCGCCUUAGGAUACAGCUGAAGGCGUGAGCUGAGAAAUGAAAGAGCUCCGCAUGCUUCUCACGCCAGCAGAACAGUACCAUGAAGGCUGGUUUAGUGGCAUCUGCCAGCCCAGAACUUGCUUUUCCAUCUGGUGGAUGCUCACCUGACAGCUGCACAAAGCUCCCCAUCCUCUGCCAGAAAUGCCCCAAAGGACUCGGCCUCAAUCCGCUGAACAACUUGAUAGAAUGGAUGUUGCUCCGGCUGUGGGAUGCACCAGCUCCAAUGUACUGUUUCUACAUGGUCCACCUGCAGAAGGAAGCCAGCUCGGCCAGCUGUGAUGUUCACCCAUGCAGAGCUCCUCAAAGCUCUGCCUCAAGAAAGCAAGUAAAGCUGGAUUUACGAAGGAUGGAGCUCAGCAGCUCCAUUCAAACGGGGUGGAUUCGAAACGCACGGAGCUGUUUUCGUGCUGCAGAGCCUCACUACGUCUGCUUUGCAGUUCAUCAGAGCAGCUCACAAAGUUUCCAGGAUGGAGCUGGCGUUCCCACAGGGCUUCACCCAUGCCAAGAGCCCGGAAUUGUGCAGAGGGAGCAGUGCACUCUGUGCUGCCAGACACUGAUUGCUUCUCUUGGCCUCGGUUUCUGAUUUAUUUAUAUGAACUUAAUGACACCCGAGCAAGGAGCUCAGGAAGGCAUCAGAUCAAACACAGGCUGACUUCAUUGGGCUAAAAACGUCUCAAGCUUCCCAUCAUCAGCCACGUUACCCAUUGGAUCUGUGCUUACCGAGGGGACCUGCUGAAUCCUGCAGUAAAGGAGUUCACUCCCGUGCACCCAUCAAGGCCAAAAAUGUGUGUCUUUGUAAAAGAUGCUCCGUUUCAGUGGCCACAAGGAAGAGGUUUUGUUGCUUCCCUUGGAAGCGGUCGAAGUUAGCAUCCGAUGAUCGAAGUUAGCUGGUCUGUUUGCCUUCAGAGAGGACGACCUCAUCUUUCCUGAUCUUUCAGGGAGGUGCUGGAGAACCUGGAGGUGCUCGGGAACCGUGGGGAUGUGGCACUGAGGGAUGGAUCAGU